Messenger RNA from Canariomyces notabilis, 3350 nucleotides. RefSeq names its product MCM-domain-containing protein. Gene Ontology annotation, cellular component: nucleus; MCM complex. The record is from RefSeq and is a predicted model, not a curated record. Gene Ontology annotation, biological process: mitotic DNA replication; double-strand break repair via break-induced replication; DNA replication initiation. Bases 140 to 3007 code for a protein of 955 amino acids. Lineage: Eukaryota; Fungi; Ascomycota; Sordariomycetes; Sordariales; Chaetomiaceae. Gene Ontology annotation, molecular function: single-stranded DNA binding; single-stranded 3'-5' DNA helicase activity; ATP binding. The transcript has 3 exons.
CGCGUUUCAUUGACCUAUCGGACUGUCUGCCCUGUGACUGAUAACUUCUUCUGCUGUCAAACCCACUUUCCUUAGCUACCUCAAUCACCACCCACUGCUGUCUCGUCAACGCAGGCUGUGAGAGACAGGCUCAUUCGCAAUGGCGACACCAAUGGAGGCUUCCAGCGACGCUGGAUUUAUGACAUCGGAUGGACCCUCGAGAAACCCACGGCCACGCCAAGGUCCCAGUUCCUCGAGCGGGCGGCCUGGUGCGCCGCCUUCUGAGAGCCUCGGUGGGCUUAGUGACGGGGAAGGUGAAGGGUUUGCCGACGAUCAGGUUCCUGUCCGUGCCAGACCUACGGAUCCCGCCAGUAUCCCCAGGGUCGAGGACAAGAUCGGCCUCAUCAUCCAGGAGCAUUUUGAGGCCUUCAUUGAAGGGUACGUUGAGGUUCCCAUGGCUUCCGGGCAGCCGACAUCAAGCGCUGUGACGACCGACAAAUACUACGUCGCCCAGAUCCACGGCAUGCGAACGCACCAAUUGUCAACCUUCUACGUGGACUACAAGCACCUCGAGAUCUGGAACAAUGGAUCCCUGGCCUCGGCCGUUAUGGAGGCAUACUACCGCUUCCUGCCGUUUCUCACGGCUGCGCUGCACAAUAUGAUUGCCAAGUACGAACCUCGGUAUUUCCGGGAGCAUCGCCAGCCGACCUCCUCUAGCCAGCACCACACAUCAAGCGGCAGCAACAUGGGCUCAGCGAGUCAGAGCGAGCUCAGCAGCAAGACGGCCAACCAGCAGACCGAUAAGCUGUUCGCUAUUGCCUUCUACAACCUGCCCCUGGUUUCGCGUGUGCGCGCGUUGCGAGCUAGAAAUGUCGGGCAGCUGCUCUCCAUCAGCGGCACCGUCACAAGGACAUCCGAAGUCCGGCCCGAGCUGGCUCUGGCCACUUUUGUCUGCGAGGCCUGCUUCAGCGUGGUUCCUGACGUGGAACAGACCUUCCGCUACACGGAACCGACUCAAUGCCCCAACGCUACGUGCCAAAACCGAACCGCAUGGCGGCUCGACAUCCGGCGGAGCACCUUUGUCGACUGGCAGAAGGUGCGCAUCCAGGAGAACAGCAAUGAGAUCCCCACAGGGAGCAUGCCUCGGACCAUGGACGUCAUCCUUCGCGGCGAGUUGGUUGACCGGGCAAAGGCGGGAGAGAAAUGCAUCUUCACGGGCGCCUUGAUCGUCGUUCCGGACGUCAGCCAGCUUGGUCUGCCUGGUCUUCGCAGGGUGGCCGUCCGAGACGACCGCGGAGCCGAUGCGGGGGGCAGCGGCGUGACUGGGCUCAAAGCCCUCGGCGUUCGCGACCUGACCUAUCGUCUGGCUUUCCUCGCGUGCAUGGUGACUCCGGAUGUGUCGUCCAUUGGUGCGUCCGGCGAGGCACAGAUUGUCGACAUCAUUGGGUCUCUGACCGGGAGUGCCGCCGUUGAGACCGCCGAGACCAUCAAGGAGCUCCAGGAUGCAGUGCUGACGUCGUACACACAAGACGAGAUCCACGACCUCCGUGCCAUGGUGCACAGCGACCAUAUCUACGCAAGGCUGGUGCAGUCGCUCGCGCCGAUGGUGUACGGUCACGAAAUCGUCAAGAAGGGUCUGCUGCUGCAGUUGCUCGGCGGUGUGAGUAAAAACACGGCAGAGGGGAUGCAGCUCCGCGGUGAUAUCAACGUCUGCAUCGUCGGCGACCCUUCGACAUCCAAGUCGCAGUUCCUCAAAUAUAUCUGCAACUUCGCACCCCGGGCCGUCUACACCUCGGGCAAGGCGUCAUCCGCUGCCGGUCUCACCGCGGCUGUGGUCAAGGACGAGGAGACGGGCGAGUUCACCAUCGAGGCGGGCGCACUUAUGCUCGCCGACAACGGCAUCUGCUGCAUUGACGAGUUCGACAAGAUGGACAUUGCCGACCAGGUAGCCAUCCACGAAGCCAUGGAGCAGCAGACCAUAUCCAUCGCCAAGGCGGGCAUCCAGGCGACACUCAACGCGCGGACGUCGAUCCUGGCGGCCGCAAACCCCGUCGGCGGGCGGUACAAUCGGAAGACAACGCUGCGGGCCAACAUCAACAUGAGCGCUCCCAUCAUGUCGCGGUUCGACCUCUUUUUCGUCAUUCUGGACGAGUGCAACGAGCAAGUCGACCGCCACCUAGCCGAGCACAUUGUCGGCAUCCACCAGAUGCGCGACGCGGCCGUGACGCCCGAGUUCUCGACCGAGCAGCUGCAGCGGUACAUACGCUUCGCGCGCACCUUCCGGCCCGAGUUCACCGACGAGGCCAAGGAGGUGCUGGUGCAGCGGUACAAGGACCUGCGCGCCGACGACGCCCAGGGCGGCGUCGGCAGGAACAGCUACCGCAUCACGGUCCGUCAGCUUGAGAGCAUGAUCCGCCUGUCCGAGGCCAUCGCCAAGGCCAAUUGUGUGGAGGAUAUCACGCCGGAUUUUGUCAAUGAGGCGUACAACCUGCUCCGGCAGAGCAUCAUCUCUGUUGAGCACGACGACGUCGAUGUAGAUGACGAGGAUGAGGACUUGAACGGCGCGACUGCUGAUGCCCCCGCUGCCGCCGCCGCCGACGCGGAUGGCGACUCCCCAAUGGCCGAGGACGGCGAGCAAGCCGACCGUCAACGGUCGCGGUCGGCUGCGCCCCAACAGCGGGAGAAGCAGACCAUCUCGUACGACAAGUACAUCAGCAUUGUCAAUAUGUUGGUGUCGCGUGUCGCCGAGGACGAGGCGACGGGCAGCGGGGAGGGUAUCGAGGGCGGUGCGUUGGUGGAAUGGUAUCUUGAGCAGAAGGAAGAUGAGCUUCAGAGCGAGGAGGACUACAAUGCCGAGAUGGCACUGGCGAAGAAAGUGCUGAAGAAGAUGGUCAAGGACAACAUACUCAUGGCCAUCCGCGGGCAAGGCCUAGCAGCCGGGGAUGACAAUGCUGGGGAGGGCAGUUCGGCACAGGCGGCGCGGGUUGUCUACGUGGUGCACCCGAAUUGCGCGCUAGAGGAGUACUGAGAUGGGAAUGGUAAUGUAUCCGUAUAGACGGGGGACAUACAAAUGGGUUAUUUAGUACGGCAUUGCUAGUCAGCAAACGGGCGUAACUAUGGGUCUGUUUUCGUUAUGGUUACGGUCUGAAACGGGGUGUUUACACACUGGAUCUGGGACGGAAGACGGAGUAUGGCGAAGUGUGCGAAUACUUUUGGUCUGUUGGGAUUUUGUUGGUAUAAGAAGUUUAAUGCUUUCGCAUCCUUGGGCGAAGAAUCGAGAUGCUCCGCCUGUUUCCGUUCGCAUUUACCAUCGCACAACAUAGGUAUCAUCAUGGCGCCCUGAGUACGGCCCCCGGGAACACAACCGGUCU